Messenger RNA from Manis javanica (Malayan pangolin), 2607 nucleotides. RefSeq names its product dual specificity phosphatase 3 (gene DUSP3). NCBI's taxonomy places the organism in Eukaryota, Metazoa, Chordata, Mammalia, Pholidota, Manidae. Gene Ontology annotation, biological process: negative regulation of ERK1 and ERK2 cascade; protein dephosphorylation; negative regulation of T cell receptor signaling pathway. Gene Ontology annotation, molecular function: protein tyrosine/serine/threonine phosphatase activity; MAP kinase phosphatase activity. Gene Ontology annotation, cellular component: cytosol; cytoplasm. The record is from RefSeq and is a predicted model, not a curated record.
GCUGACCCGGCUGCUCUCCCCUUGCUGGCUGCUGCCCCGGCGUGCAGGGCCCGGCAGCCGCCAUGUCCGGCCCGUUGGAGCUCUCGGUGCAGGACCUCAACGACCUGCUCUCGGACGGCAGUGGCUGCUACAGCCUUCCGAGCCAGCCCUGCAACGAGGUUACCCCCAGGAUCUACGUGGGCAACGCGUCUGUGGCUCAAGACAUCCCCAAGCUGCAGAAACUAGGCAUCACCCAUGUCCUGAAUGCUGCUGAGGGCAGGUCCUUCAUGCAUGUCAACACCAAUGCCAACUUCUACAAGGACUCCGGCAUCACCUAUCUGGGUAUCAAGGCCAACGACACACAAGAGUUCAACCUCAGUGCCUACUUUGAACGGGCUGCAGACUUCAUUGACCAGGCCUUGGCUCAAAAGAACGGCCGAGUGAUUGUCCACUGCCGUGAAGGUUACAGCCGCUCCCCAACGCUCGUUAUCGCGUACCUCAUGUUGCGUCAGAAUCUGGACGUCAAGUCUGCCCUGAGCAUCGUUAGGCAGAACCGUGAGAUUGGCCCCAAUGAUGGUUUCCUGGCCCAACUCUGCCAGCUCAACGACAGACUAGUCAAGGAGGGGAAAUUGAAACUCUAGGGCACCCCCACUGCCUCUUCUCUAGAGGUCGGACUGGGGAGGCCCUGGUUAAGGCUUCCCAAGCUGCCAUGUUUAGGAAACACAGUGUACCCUGCUCCCAGCAUCACCAGGCACUUGCCCACAAGUCUGUCCCAACACAGCCCUGGGCCACUCUCCCCCUGGAGGGUGUAUAAAGAAGCUUGCUGAGGAGGGUGUGCUUGCUCCCUGGCGUGUCCUGUGCCUGCAGUUUAUGCUGCCGUCUCCCUGAGGUUGGGGGGGGUGCAGAGGAGACAGCCUGUGACGUAUGCUUCUCCCAGAUGACCCAGGGUGGAAGGUCUGUGGAAACAUAAGGCUCGAGACCGCCACAGGGGCCCCUCCUGACUUCCCCUAGCCCUACCCCACUGCAGAGUCCCCUCCGGAUUGGGGACCGCAGCACCUUGAGCCUCCUAAGGGAACUAUGCAAACGCAGGCCCCUCUCCCACCACCUCUGUCUCACUGUCCCCUCACAGCCAUCCACACCCAGCUCCUCAGCAGAGGCACCUCAGGAGGUCUGAAGCUGGUUGGGGUGGCCAGCAGUGGUUAGUGGAUGCAAAUUGCCAUGAAGAGACUGCAUUUGAAUUAUUUCCUUAGGAUUGAACGUACAUAAACAAAGAGGCCUUGGGUAGGCAAACAAAUUCCUGUGAACUCUCCUAAGUCAAUAGUUUUUUAGAUGCCCGUCUGUGGAAGGCUUGAGUUCAGAAUCCACUGCUUUGGAAUAUUCCCCUCGGAUUGCUCUCAGUUUGUUAGAGCGCUGCCUUGGGCAUGGUUUUAUUUUUCUUUUUUAGAAAACAGGGUGUUGAAGUCCAUCCUAUUUAAAAACCCCACCAUUUGGAGAAUUACAAGGGUUUUGUCCUGAAUUAUAGAGUUGGUGAACCCAAGCCACUCGUGCUAACUGCUUUUUGUCUCGGUUGCUAUUCCAAGAACAGAAAGAGGAAGUUGGCCAAUUACAGCAUGUGUGGAGGGGUGGGGAUGGGGGGUGUGUGUGUAUCUCAGAAACACAGCCAGAGGACGGACAAGCAGAGAGAUGAAAGGUCCCAGGCUCUCACCCUGCCCACUUAUAGGUAGUUCUCACAGCUCUCUGGUGCCAGAAAAAACCCUGGAGCCUUGGGAGCAAAAAUGACUCAGCCAGGCAGAAGUGAAAUGUGGUGCAGCACCCAAAUAGAGCCUUUACUGGUGGGAGAGCAAACAAACAAAAAAAAACACCUUUUUUUAGGAUUUUUUUAGGAUGAUGUCAGAAGGCACUAGUACUCAAUUCACGUGUAUGCACACAUUUGUCAGAAUAUAGUUUUGUUUUGAACAGUCUUGUCAGAACUUUGCAUGAUUAUCACCAUGGAAAGUGCUGCAAUGCCGCCGUCUUCAGGUUCCGUCUCAGCUGUCCCCCAAGUGCCUAGCGUGCCGGGCUCAGAUAAAACUUCAUGCAAUUACAUUUUUCUGAGCACCAAAUAUAUGCAAGGCAUUGUUCUGGUGGGUGUCUCAAGCUCCCAGGAGCCUGAAUUUGUGGUAGGAUCGCUUGCAAGGAUUUGCAGAGGAGUCUUACCUGAAGCAAAGUAUCAGGGAUUUUUGUUGACUAUUUGAAAUUCAGUUUUAAAUUUAAAUUCAGGCAGUGUUAACAUGUUGUGGCGAAUGUGCCUUUUUCAGAGCAACCAGGAGCUUGUGGCUAGGACAAGGAGAGGCAGGUGAGCCUCAGAGCCUCCCUCACAGGCGCAGCAGGAGCAGCGUUGUGCAGCCCUGGCGUCCCUUUUUCUCUGUGACCACAGCAGCCCUGAACCCACUGCGAUCUGUCUUUGUUACACGUACCUGGCUGCCCAGGUAGACCCACUGAAGUGAAAUGGCCCUCCUCUGUAAACUCUGCUCCUCCCUUCGCUGCUUUCUUUCCAGUGACUGUCCCACUUCAUCUACCUUGGUCCUCACAGUGACCCUAUCAGGUUGGGAGAGCUUGCUCAUGUAUUGCUAUCUUUAAAAAAAAAAA